Suhomyces tanzawaensis NRRL Y-17324 is the source of this 1191-nucleotide messenger RNA. RefSeq lists its product as uncharacterized. Lineage: Eukaryota; Fungi; Ascomycota; Pichiomycetes; Serinales; Debaryomycetaceae. Gene Ontology annotation, molecular function: fatty-acyl-CoA binding. The record is from RefSeq and is a predicted model, not a curated record. Gene Ontology annotation, biological process: fatty acid metabolic process. Bases 1 to 1191 code for a protein of 396 amino acids. The transcript is spliced from 2 exons.
AUGUCAGAUUCAAUUGAUCGUGUGUUUGUUAAAGCAAUCACCACCAUUAGAGCAUUAUCGUCCCGUUCCAACUAUGGCUCAUUGCCCAGGCCGCCUGCAGAGAACAGAAUUAGAUUGUAUGGGUUGUACAAGCAGGCAACGGAAGGCGAUGUGGAGGGCAUUAUGCCCAGACCAAUUGGUUUCACCAUCGAGGACGAAGGGGCAAAGAAGAAAUGGGAUGCUUGGAAGCGUGAGGAAGGGAUUUCCAAAACGGAGGCCAAGAGAAGGUACAUUUCCUAUCUCAUCGAUACAAUGAAGAUAUACGCCAGUGGGACUUUGGAGGCAAGAGAGUUGUUGAGUGAGCUAGAGUACCUCUGGGACCAAAUCAAGGACCUACAAUUCAAUUCUGACGAAGAGAACGACCACCCUAUACCAUUACCAUCGCGGUCGCCUCUGUUCAGCCAGGCUGAUCAAUCGGACAAGUUCUCCACAGGUACCCCCAGCAUAGUGCCAAAUACUCAAUACCGAAACAAUUUACAGAAGAUAUAUUCCCAUUCCAGAAGAAGCACAAUGCUCUCAAUUAAUGACUACGUCAACCAACAACGUCAACAAUCCACUUCCGCUGCUGCUGGACAAGCUACUGGAAUUUCUGGGGUUGGCACCGCGUCUGUGUAUUCGUUGCCCCUUAGCGAAGCUCCAAGAUAUGGAACCCAGUCUGCGCGUUCAUUGCCUCGGAAUCCCAUCCAGAAUGCUCCAAACGUAGCUCCCGUUGCAUCAAACUCUUCUGGAGAGUUUAAAACAUGGCAGAAUGAGAUCAAUGCGGUUAUCAGGAAACUCUCUCAUGAAUAUGAUUCAAACAGAAGGGCCGAAGGAUUUAGAGGUAGCUUACCUGGAAACAUCCCUGAGGAUGACGAACAGGACUUAAACUCAAUUUUGAAGCUUAGGAUACUCCGUAUUUUGAGAAUUGUUGGAAAGAAUAGUCUUCACUUCUUGAAGAAUUUUUCCAUCAGUUUGUUGGCCAUCUUAUUUUUGACAUGGUUGGCGAAAAAGAACGUCAUAGUCAAGAGAACCUUGGUCGACGUUCCUUCUGCGGCUGGGGCUUCGAACAAACAAGCACAAGAGUUAGUUAUCAAUAUGAUAAUCAACACUGAUGAGAAUAAGUGGUUCAUCAGAUUACUUUCAUUCCUUAAUAGUUUUGUUGGUUUUGUCUAA